Messenger RNA from Suillus clintonianus, 753 nucleotides. RefSeq lists its product as uncharacterized. The transcript has a single exon. The annotation marks the transcript as partial. The record is from RefSeq and is a predicted model, not a curated record. Lineage: Eukaryota; Fungi; Basidiomycota; Agaricomycetes; Boletales; Suillaceae.
GAAGAUAAUAACGAUAACGAGUCUUCUGACGAUGAAGUUGAUCUUGACGAGGAUUAUGAUCUCGUCAAUGAUCCAGCUUUCAAUCCGGUCAAUAUUUUCGGAGACGACGACGAUUUUCAACAAGCUAGUGAUGAAGAAGAUUUAUUCGACGAGCCCGCAGCUUUUGAUGAGCAUUCUGCGAUUAGGAACGCCUAUGUGCGUGCAUAUGUCGCUACAGCAUUCAAGGGCGCAACGCACGAAGUCGCUCGCAUCAUUUCAGACGGCGCUGCUCGAGCACUUUCAUCUGCUCGCAAUCAAGCACCACAUAUCGUGUUUGAGGGUCUUGACGACAUGGCAAGAACAUUACCGACUAUCGAAAGACGUCUCGGCGUUAAUCUCGAUCUACUCAUCACCUAUCUAUUUUUAUGUCCGACUUGCUGGAAGGUUCACGAGUCGUCGACACUUUACGACGAGGAUCUUCAUGAACAAUGUGACGAAGAUGAGUGUGAGGGCAUACUUUAUACAACGAAACGUCUUGCCAACGGGAAGCACAAGCGGAAGCCGACCAAAGUCCUUCCAUAUGCAUCACCGCAUCGGGCCAUCCAGCACUGGCUUCUUCGACCUGGCAAAUACCAGCAGCUACAGGAAUGGAGGAAGGGGGGUGACGAACCGAGACAAGUGCCGCCAGUGCUUGAGGGGGGUAUGGACGCUUUUCAGGACUCUUCGAGGCCGAUGCAAGACAUACACGAUGCACUAGGUUGGCGUUCAAUUCAA